UUUGCAGUGAGACUCAGCGCGCCGAGUGUGACGUCACUCUCCCGCGACGAGCCUGCGAAGAUGGCUUCGCUACAGAAGAGGAAGAAGGUGGUGAAUCAAGAGGAUUUGCGGCGCUUAAUGAAGGAGAAGAAGAAGCAGUCUAGCGAGCGUCAGAAGCGCGUCGAUUCUCCGUACGCCAAAUACAGCAGUGAGGGUCAGCUGAGCUGCGCGCUGUGUAACGCGCCGCUGAAGAGCGCGCUGCUCUGGCAGACACACGUGCUGGGAAAACCGCACAGAGAUAAAGUGAGCGAGCUGAAGAGCAGAGACAGCACGAGCACACCUUCCUCCUCCUCCUCCUCCUCCUCCUCCUCCUCCUCCGCGCUGAAGAGGCCCGCGGCGGAGAGCGCGUCUGUGUCCGGGAAGCGCGCGAGGCUUCCGGUCAGCGCAGGUGAGCCGCUGGCGGUCAGAACGAGUGUAAACACAGGAGCUGCAGGAGGUCAGCGGGAGCAGUCUGGGGGUCUGGGGCUCCUCGCCGGACACUAUGAUGAUGAUGAUGAUGAUGAAGGUGGAGGCUCCAGCAGUAAAGCUGAAGACGCUGCUGGUCUCCCGCUGGAUUUCUUCGACUCCUCGGCUCCUCCGGCCGUGUCUCACUCCGGCUCCGUCUCUAAAGCGGACGAGGAGGAGAGCGCAGCGGAGAGGAAGGACAGCGCGGCCGAGCCGCUGCCCGAGGGCUUCUUCGACGACCCGGUGCGUGACGCUAAAGUGAGGAACGUGGACACGCCGCGGGAUCAGAUGGACCGGGAGUGGGAGGAGUUCCAGAAGGAGCUGCGGCAGGUGAGCAGCGCGUCUGAGGCCAUCGUGGCGGAGGAGGACGAGGAGGGCCGGCUGGAGCGGCAGAUCGACGAGAUCGAUGAGCAGAUCCAGUGCUUCCGGCGCGUGGAGGCGCUGCGCUCCAGACAGGAGGAGGUGAGGAGCGUGACGAUGAGAGAGAGACGCCGGACGGAGGAGACGCAGACACACACCAGCGCUGAGGAGGAAGAGGAGGAGGAAGAGCUGGUGCAUGUGCUCACGCAGGACUGGAGAGCCAAAGGAGCUCUCGCCUAACACUGAGCAACAGACGUCCAGCACAGCUUCUCUCGUGUUUGUUUGCUACUGUCAUUUCUGUAGAGAUUUAUUAAAUCAGAAUGCAUUGUGAACUUUCUCUAAAGCACAUCCGGUCUCUCGGUCUGUUUAGUUGGUCUGUAGUUCUGCAGGUGGUUCUUCUCAGAUUCUCACUGUUGUUAUUGUUUAUAGUCCUCCUCUAACGCUCUACGGUAAGCCUUCAGUCCGCUUGAUUUCUGUCGCUCUUAUUCAUGACAGGAAUUCAUGAAGCUCAUGUUGAUAAUAACUGUCUAAUUAGCAGUUCAGAGCUGGACGAGGACAGUUUACAGUCAUUGUUUGUGGUGUGCAAUGAAAGAUGAUAAAACAGAAGAUUUAUGCAUACACAUUUCAUAUAUGCCACUUUUUUAUUCAGUUGACAGCCUGUACACACCUUGCAUUAAGAAUCAGAGGGUGUAACCUUUUGAACAGGAUGAUGUGAUCAUUUUUCAUUUUUGUUUAAAGAUACUUUUCAUACAGUUCUGUCCCUCAAAAGACCAACUUGCAUGUUUCACAAAAGACAAAAAGGCCCAGUGUUUGACUAAAAACAGAUCUAGACUUACAACCCGAAUUCUGGACAUUUUGGGACGUUUUUUAAAAAAACUAAAAGAAUUUCAAAUCACAUGAGCCAAUAUUUUAUUCAUAAUAGAACAUAGAUAACAUAACAAAUGUUUAAACUGAGAAAUUUUAAAAUUUUAUGCACAAAAUGAGCUCAUUUCAAAUGUGAUGGCUGCUACAGGUCUCAGAAUAGUUGGGACGGGGGCAUGUUUACCAUGGUGUAGCAUCUCCUCUUCUGUUCAGAACAGUUUGAAGACGUCUGGGCGUCGAGGUUAUGAGUUUCUGGAGUUCUGGUGUUGGAAUUUGGUCCCAUUCUUGCCUGAUAUAGGUUUCCAGCUGCUGAAGAGUUCGUGGUCAUCUUUGACGUAUUUUUAGUUUAAUGAUGCACCAACCCAGGUGAAAAACAAGUGCACUUCCAUAAUGUACUUAAAGUGCUCUAUUUUUGCACACUAAUUUUGUUCUUAAGUACAAGUGGUGACUGAAUACAUUUUUUAAAUACAAAGAUAGUAUGUUAAAAGUGCAUUUUAGUUCAUAUUCAUGGUGUCUCAAAAUAACACACUUGAGUACACUUAGAUGAUCUUAAGUUUAUCUUAAGAAGUACUAAAUAAUUAUUUUUAGUAUAUUAAGUACAAAAUUAGUGUGCAAAAAUAGAGCACUUUAAGUAUGUUAUGGAAGUGCACUUGUGUUUCACCUGGGGAAUGUUCUCUGUGGAAGCGCCGUGGUGUCCUGUGGGCCAAGGCUCAGUUAAAAUGGACUGCUUCAAAUAAACCAUAUAUUGUCGCAAUCGUGUGUUUAAUGUCUUCACGUUUCCAAAGGGUUCUGCCUUUUAUUCAGAUAACACAGUGACAGCUGGACGCUUUUGUCCAUAUUAGGGAUUUCCUGGUAAGUUGUAAGUUAUUACUUCUAUAUGAGUCCGUCUUGCACUUUCUGCACCGUCCGGCUUCAUGUAUGAGUUUAUAUAUAUAUAUAUAUAUAUAACCUUACUGUUGUCACAUUUCCCUGGUUAAAUAAGCAGUACAUUAAAAAGGCCAAAUACAAUUAUAUUUUAUGUUUUUACACUGUAAUAUUCUGUUUAUCAAAACCAAUAAAUCUCAUCAAGUUA
Onychostoma macrolepis is the source of this 2776-nucleotide messenger RNA. It is a transcript of the gene znf830, whose product is annotated as zinc finger protein 830. The coding region runs from base 61 to 1083 and encodes 340 amino acids. Gene Ontology annotation, molecular function: nucleic acid binding; zinc ion binding. Gene Ontology annotation, cellular component: nucleus; spliceosomal complex. The transcript has 2 exons. Gene Ontology annotation, biological process: nuclear DNA replication; mitotic DNA damage checkpoint signaling; mitotic DNA replication checkpoint signaling. NCBI's taxonomy places the organism in Eukaryota, Metazoa, Chordata, Actinopteri, Cypriniformes, Cyprinidae. The record is from RefSeq and is a predicted model, not a curated record.